This is a messenger RNA of Lacerta agilis (Sand lizard), 4331 nucleotides long. It is a transcript of the gene DCAF5, whose product is annotated as DDB1 and CUL4 associated factor 5. The coding region runs from base 422 to 3274 and encodes 950 amino acids. Gene Ontology annotation, biological process: negative regulation of fatty acid biosynthetic process. Lineage: Eukaryota; Metazoa; Chordata; Lepidosauria; Squamata; Lacertidae. Gene Ontology annotation, molecular function: protein binding. The record is from RefSeq and is a predicted model, not a curated record. Gene Ontology annotation, cellular component: Cul4-RING E3 ubiquitin ligase complex; cytoplasm. The transcript has 9 exons.
UGAUACAAGAAGUUAGGCAGCGUAAAUAUCUUUUAUCUAUUUAAAAAGCGGGGGUUUGGGGGCUCCGCCUGGGAUCGGGGGCAAGUGAGACAAGAGCCACAGUCCAAACCUCCAAAGCCAUUGACACCCCCGAUCAACGUUCAGUCCAGGGCAGCAGCCGGCCGAGGAAUCGCAUUAGGAAAAGGGCUGCAGCUGUGGAUCAGCUGCUGUUGCUGCCGCCGCCGCCGCCGCUGCGAGGCAGGGGAGGAGUUUAAAGGGGAUCAGGAAGCAACGGAGAGUCUAACACCUCUCCCCUGCUAUGGCUGGCUAAAGAAAAAUCAUCAUAACCAUAACAAGAAGAGGGGGGGGGAGGCGGAGAGAAGGCAGAGAGAGUGAGCCAGCCGAGCAAGCGAGGGGGUGGUGGGGGAUCAGCAGCAGCAGCAUGAGAAGGCGAGCUGAUCUGGGGGGCAACAUGAGGUCAGUGGUGGGCUUCUUGUCCCAGAGGGGCUUGCAGGGAGACCCCCUGCUCACCCAGGACUUUCAGAGGAGACGCCUGCGAGGCUGUAGAAACCUCUACAAGAAGGAUCUCCUGGGCCACUUCGGCUGUGUCAAUGCCAUUGAAUUCUCCAACAAUGGAGGCCAGUGGCUGGUCUCAGGUGGAGAUGACCGCCGAGUUCUACUGUGGCAUAUGGAACAAGCCAUCCACUCCAGAGUCAAGCCUGUUCAGCUGAAAGGGGAACAUCAUUCGAACAUCUUCUGCCUAGCUUUUAAUAGUGGCAACACCAGAGUAUUUUCUGGAGGUAAUGAUGAACAAGUGUUGCUCCAUGACGUUGACAGCGGUGAAACCUUGGAUGUAUUUGCCCAUGAAGAUGCAGUGUAUGGGCUCUCUGUGAGUCCCGUGAAUGAUAACGUUUUUGCAAGCUCAUCUGAUGACGGCAGAGUUCUCAUUUGGGAUAUCAGAGAGUCUUCGCAGGGAGAGCCCUUCUGCUUGGCUAAUUAUCCAUCAGCCUUUCACAGUGUGAUGUUUAAUCCAGUGGAGCCCAGGUUACUUGCCACUGCCAACUCAAAGGAAGGUGUAGGACUCUGGGACAUUCGCAAGCCUCAAAGUUCCCUGCUCCGGUAUGGUGGGAAUCUAUCACUUCAGAGUGCCAUGAGUGUGCGGUUUAACAGCAAUGGAACACAGCUGCUUGCUCUCAGACGUCGGCUGCCACCAGUCCUUUAUGACAUCCACUCCCGUCUGCCUGUCUUCCAGUUUGACAACCAAGGAUACUUUAAUUCUUGUACCAUGAAAAGCUGCUGUUUUGCAGGUGAUCGCGAUCAGUACAUCCUCUCUGGCUCUGAUGACUUUAAUUUAUACAUGUGGAGAAUUCCUCCAGACCCAGAAGCAGGUGGAAUCGGCAGGGUGGUUAAUGGUGCAUUUAUGGUAUUGAAAGGUCAUCGUUCAAUUGUGAAUCAGGUCCGAUUUAAUCCCCACACCUACAUGAUCUGCUCCUCAGGUGUAGAAAAGAUUAUAAAGAUCUGGAGUCCUUACCGGCAGCCUGGUUGCACAGGAGAUCUAGAUGGUAAAAUUGAGGAUGAUUCCCGUUGUCUGUACACACAUGAAGAGUACAUUAGUCUUGUACUUAACAGUGGCAGUGGCCUGUCUCAUGACUAUGCUAAUCAGUCAGUCCAAGAGGAUCCACGGAUGAUGGCCUUCUUUGACUCCUUGGUCCGUCGAGAGAUUGAGGGAUGGAGCUCUGAUUCCGACAGUGACCUUAGUGAAAGCACAAUCCUGCAGCUCCAUGCUGGAGUAAGCGAGCGUUCAGGGUAUAGUGAGUCUGAGUCCUCCACAUCUCUGCAUCACUCCCCACCUCACAUGACGGAAGAAUCUGAUGAAGCUGCCUAUAACUUGGGAACCUUGAGAUCUACCGAAUCUCCACCAGCCAGAGAAGCUGUGGCUUCUCGCCAGCAACGUUUGUCUGCACUGAGGAGGUACCAAGACAAGCGUCUCUUGGCCCUUUCUAAUGAGUCUGAUUCUGAUGAAAAUACCUGUGAGACGGAGCUGGAUGCUGAUCUCUUCCCGAGACCCAGGUCCCCAAGUCCCGAAGAGAAUGACUCAAGCAGCUCCAGCAGCAGCAGCACAGAAGAUGACGAGGAACUGAAUGAGCGCCGUGCCUCAACCCGGCAACGCAACGCACUAAGGCGCAGGCAGAAGCCACAAAAGGAAGAAAGGACUAAUGCAAAUGCCAGCACAGGAAACACAAGUACCUACUUAGGUGAAGACCUCUAUGAUUAUCCCCAGAUCAAAGUGGAUGACCUCUCUCCUUCUCCAGCCUCAUCUCCCGAAAGGAGUACUGCAAAUACUGAGGUCCGCAAAGAGAAGGUCUCUCCUUGCUCAGAGAGUGAAUCUGUAGACAGGAAGAUCUACAAAGCUUUCAGGUGGCUCCACUAUUCUUAUAUGUCUUACGCGGCUAACAAAGAUGGUGAAACUUCGCAUGGAGGUGGUGAAAGUGAAGGGAGACCCGGAACGAGCAGAAAAACCCAAGGUGGGCAGGAUCCCUCUACUGAAAACCGCAACAAGGAAACCUUCAAGGAACGUAGCUCGGCAGAAAAUUCUAGAAAUGGUCAAGAUCAUGAAUGCGAUAAUCAGUGGCAGCUGGAGGAUCAAGAGAACGUCACCCAAGGGAACGGAAGCAGUGGGACUGUGGAGCAUUCGUUUGAGAUGAAGAAGCUCAAUGGAAAGGCCACAUGCAAAGGCCGAAGUAGUUGCACUGAAGAGCCAUGCAGCCAGCCUGCAGGAUUUGUGGAGCAGAAAAGUAACCAGAAUUGUCAACCUGCAUCCAGCCACAACCCACUGGUUGUCUCUAAGGAUUCAUUUUCCACCACUGCCACUUGUAGUGGAUCUGGAAAUUACUCUAGAAACCCAACAGAUGACAAUGAGGACAGGAACACGGACAAUUCCUGUGCAAACCACAAUAAUGGUCACUUGCACCCUCGCUCUUCUUACCUUAGUAACGGACAGAAUUUUGGAGAGCAGGAGGCUGUGGCCCAAGGAAGACAAUUACACUUAAAUGCUGAUAAUGGCAGCCUUGUGCAGACAUGCACAUCCUUGCACAAGGAAUGCAGCCUGUCUGCAACAGACUCUCCCAGUCACACCGUGAGCACGAAAGAGGAAGCUGCUGAGUUGCAUCUUCCGGGCAGUGAUGGCUCGCAGAUCCGUGGGCGACAGAAAAGGCAUAGAACAGAGUUUGAAGACACAGAUUCUGAGAAGUCUUCCUCGGAAAAGAAGUUAAAAACACAUGCAGCCUGGGUUUGAAAUGUCACAUUUCCAGUUCUCCAUUCCAUUCUCCAGUGGGUCUAUUUUAAAUUGCCAGGGGCUAUGUUGUAUAAAAAAAUCUAAUCAACCUUUAAAAUGAGACUGAGUAUUGUGUACCCUUACAAGGUUCUGUUCAAGUAAAUCCUUAUUCAGACAGUUGACUUAUUCUCGUGUGAUGUGUGGUGUUUGUUCAGCUAGCUACCUAACGUAGCUAUUGUAAAUUUUACUCUUCUGAAAAGAAUUAUUUGCGUGUUGAUACUGUGGGUUUUAUAGUCUCAUUGACUUGAGUGAUAGGCAACUGACAUCUAUGACUGAUGCUUCUGGGGUGUUUUUCUGCACAUGAAAAUGGGAGCAAAUUGGGUGCAGCCUUCUAACCCUCUCCCGUGCUUCUGAAGUCUUAAAGAAGAGUGACUGUUUGAUUUGAUGGAAGCAUCCUCAUGGUUUAUGUAUGUAAAGUAACAUCACACAGCUGUUUGUACUUAAAGUAAUCCAAUUACUCAUUCAAGAGGCAGGAUGGUUUUGUUUGAAACUGUUAAGGUAGUAUCCAGAAUGACCUUGCUUUUUUCCCUUCUUCUAAAGUUAAGCCUCUCCUACCACAAAGUAGCCAUAUUUGUCAUUGGAUUAAAAUGUAGACGCCACUCCAAUUGAAAUUCACUAGAGGUAUAAUCUGGAAGCACUGCUGUACUUCCAAUGGCUUCAUUUGCUGUCCCUAAACUAUUACUUCAUUUACAGAAUAACUUGCAGCAAAGCUACACAAAUCUUGUAUGCAGCUACAACUCUUGUGUCUGCAUGAUACUGGUGAUACAGUCCAGGAAAGAUGGUUGGUGUAACUCGGAGGAGAAAAAUGCAUAUUGAUGUACCUAACAAGCUAACUGUGAGCAUAAACUGAAUCUUGAGACCCGGUUCUCUCUUCUUUUCUUUUCCUUUUUUAAAAUAACUGCUCUUCUUUGGAACAGUAGGCUGACUUUAGAAACCCUGGUUUUACAAGUCCUGCACUACAGUUCAAAAGGUGCAGAUUGAUGUAUGGUUUCCAAUUAAACAAAUAUUUUUGUGUGUA